This is a messenger RNA of Phymastichus coffea, 1340 nucleotides long. RefSeq names its product diphosphomevalonate decarboxylase (gene Mvd). Gene Ontology annotation, biological process: isopentenyl diphosphate biosynthetic process, mevalonate pathway; isoprenoid biosynthetic process. Gene Ontology annotation, cellular component: cytosol. Gene Ontology annotation, molecular function: diphosphomevalonate decarboxylase activity; ATP binding. The record is from RefSeq and is a predicted model, not a curated record. The transcript is spliced from 8 exons. NCBI's taxonomy places the organism in Eukaryota, Metazoa, Arthropoda, Insecta, Hymenoptera, Eulophidae. The coding region runs from base 100 to 1260 and encodes 386 amino acids.
GGUGGCAAUGAAGGUAUUUUCGUGAGCGAGCUCAUCAUUCCAUCGACUCGCGUCGAGCUGAUAGGUGCAUAUCUGUAUAUCCUUCUAGGCUAUUCAAAAAUGAGUAUCGUUACUUGCAUCGCACCAAUUAACAUUGCAGUUAUCAAAUACUGGGGAAAGAAAGAUGAUAAUUUAAAUCUUCCAAUCAAUGAUUCCAUUAGUGCUACACUAGAUACAGAGCAUCUCUGUGCCAAAACAACAGUUAUAAUUAGUCCAGAUUUCAAAGAAGAUAAGAUAUGGCUGAAUGGAAGUGAACAAACAAUGGAUAAUCGAAGAUUACAAAACUGCUUACAAGAAAUGAAAAAGAGAUCUCAGCUAUCUGAAGAAAUGAAGAACUGGAAAAUUCACAUUUGCUCAGAAAAUAAUUUCCCUACAGCUGCUGGCUUAGCUUCUAGUGCUGCUGGUUAUGCUUGCUUAGCCACAGCCUUGGCUAAACUUCACAAAGUAGAAGGAGAUAUCAGUGGAGUAGCAAGAGUUGGCUCAGGCUCAGCUUGUAGAAGUAUUUAUGGAGGAUUUGUUAGAUGGUAUAUGGGUACUGAUCCACAAGGCUGUGACAGCAUUGCUAAACCUAUUGUAUCUGCUUCACACUGGCCAGAAAUGAGAAUUCUAAUUUUAGUAGUAAGCGAUUCGCAAAAAAAAGUGCCUAGUACGACGGGAAUGAGAAGGGGUGUGCUAACUUCGAAAUUUUUGAAAAAUAGAGCUGAGAACAUUAUACCGGCUAGGAUCGAAGAAAUGCACAAAGCGAUAGUUGAUAAAAAUUUCGAAUUCUUUGCCGAGCUUACCAUGAAGGAUUCAAACAAUAUGCAUGCUGCUUGUGUAGACACUUAUCCGCCAUGUGUUUAUAUGAACGAUGUUUCAUAUUUGAUUGUAGAUCUUGUUCAUACUUACAACGCGAUUAGUAACAACACGAAGAUAGCUUACACUUUUGAUGCUGGCCCAAAUGCAACGUUAUAUUUGUUAGAAAAAGAUGUCGCGAAAUUUACUGGUGUCCUUAAUCACUAUUUUCCUCCAGCGGAAAAUGUUGAUGUUGAAUAUCAGAAAGGAAUACCUAUUGAACCUGUUAGACCGUCUGAGGAUACGCUAGAAAAACUGAAUCUUACAAAACAUUUGCCUGGAAAGUUGAAGUACAUUAUCCAUACGCGAAUUGGUGAUGGGCCAAAGCAAUUGAGUGGCAAAAACGUGCAUCUUUUAAAUGAACAUGGUUUACCUAUUAAAUUAUAAACUAAAUAAUAUACCUAAUAUUAAAAUAUGUAAUAUUUAAAAAAUUUUAAUUUUAAACUAUGAAAUUUAAAAGAAAUGUU